Messenger RNA from Capsella rubella, 631 nucleotides. RefSeq lists its product as uncharacterized. The record is from RefSeq and is a predicted model, not a curated record. The coding region runs from base 143 to 484 and encodes 113 amino acids. The transcript is spliced from 2 exons. NCBI's taxonomy places the organism in Eukaryota, Viridiplantae, Streptophyta, Magnoliopsida, Brassicales, Brassicaceae.
UAAAACUCUCGCAUGCGUUACCAAGUUGAAUUUUCUGUUAAAAGUAUUUAAGAUUGCUCGUCACGAUUACGUUUGUUAGGUAGAUAUAACAUAACGAAGACCAACUCACACAAACAAAAAAAACAGUGCAUUGGCUGCUAGUAUGAUGAUGAAACUAGUGUUUGCGAUGACGUGUCUUCUUGUUGCAGUCACAGCCGCCGAUGCACUGUACCGUCCUUGGCCUCCGGAGUGUCUUUACGUGGCGAACGUGAUUACGGAGCAGUGUAAAAUGUUCUUCGUCCAUCAGGAAUCUCCUCCCACCGCCGAGUGCUGCCAUUGGUUCAGUAGCCGCCGUAAUAAUGUCAAGGAGAGGCGAAGGAUUUGCCGUUGUAUGGAGUUUCUGACAACAGCCAUCAAACCACUCAGGCCAGACGCUUUGGCUCUCUCUGACCAGUGCCAUUUCACCUCUGGCUUCCCCAUGUCUAAAGACCACACAUGCGCUUAGCAUGGGGGAGACUCAAAGAAGACACGAUUUGCAGAUGAAUAGUAUCUCUUGUUUUUGUAUUUAAAGGCUGUCGCGAUUUCUUAUUUUUCAUUCAUUUGUGAAGAAAAUCAUGCUUACAUAAUAUAUUACAUCUUCUGGGAAACCACA